This is a messenger RNA of Striga asiatica, 585 nucleotides long. The record is from the annotation of a GenBank genome assembly. Lineage: Eukaryota; Viridiplantae; Streptophyta; Magnoliopsida; Lamiales; Orobanchaceae.
AUGAUGAUUCUUUCGCUGAAAAGGCCCAGAAUUUUCGAAGAGGCGGCCAUAGGAAAAUUUGCCGCCAAUUACAGAAUUCAUUUGGGCGAUGAAGGAAGCGGGCCCGCCUCCCAAGCUUAUCACGCCAGUAGCUUCCGGUUUAAACUUGCCGACAUUUUCAUAACUGCAACCGAAAGUGAAAUUCCGAAGAAGGAUCAUAGGAGCCGUGUAGAUAAUUCACGGAAUAUCGACACGUGUUGUCUCCUACAAUCGAAGGCCUGCCUCCGAGAGACUUGCAGAGAUGGACCACAUUGUGUCCAAGAAAGAGCACUCGAUGUAUCGAUAACACCUCUAAUCUCGACAGCUGGCUCUCCAAGUGAAAGUUUCAUCAGAAAAUCUCCAUCUGAGGCCACAAGAUCGGCUUCUGGCACAGCUGAAACAAAUGACCUGAAAGCCAGACGAUCAGCACGAUUCUUGGACCGUUGGAUUGCUCGAUUCACAAGGUCCCAGUCCACAGUGAAACCAGCAUUGCUUAGUUCUGCAAAGGAAAAUGCAGAUAGGAAAACGGAGAAUAAAACGGCAAGCACUAUACAGAGUGACAUGUGA